UGGCGUACCCUAGCUAGCGGUUUCUGGCAACUAGGGUUCUAUGGAUCUGGCAUCACCCGGAUGAGAUAUGCCAUAUUGCGCCUUCUUAAUCCCACUUAACCCCUGAUAACCACAUGGGCGCAUCUAGCCACAAAAUCUAACUGCAGUAUAGAUUUUAAGCCUGAUAGAGUCGGAGCCGCCUGGGAAAUUCUCAACCUUCCAAGCAUCAUGCGUCUGCUCGUAGAGAGUUUCCUCACAAUCGUGGCCCUGGCAACGGUAUCCGCGACAGCCAUUCCGGGCGAAAUACAUGAUAAGAGAUCCAUUGUAAAACGAGCCGGCGUAGUGUACAAUGUCUUCGAACAUGCAGCGACUGGAGCGAGGAUCGAGUUCGUCACAAACUCUGGCAUCUGCGAGAUGACCCCAGGAGUAAAACAGCAUUCCGGCUAUUUAUCCGUAGGGGACAACAUGAACAUGUGGUUCUGGUUCUUCGAAGCAAGGCAAAGUCCCUCAACAGCACCACUUGUGGCUUGGUUCAACGGCGGACCCGGCUGCUCGAGUAUGGUUGGGCUUUUCCAAGAAAAUGGGCCUUGCAAAUUCCAGCUCGGGGCUGAGAACGCAAAGCCUAUCAAUAACACGUAUAGCUGGAACAACUACGCAAACAUGCUGUACAUUGAUCAGCCCAUAGGAGUCGGCUUUUCAUACGGGGACAACCAAGUAAAUUCGACGGAGACUGCAGCUCCUUUCGUUUGGAAACUCAUUCAGGCAUUUUACUCAUCCUUUCCAGAGUACAGCAGCCGUGAUUUCGGCAUCUUCACGGAGUCCUACGGCGGACACUACGGCCCUGAAUUUGUGAGAUACAUUCAGGCGCAGAACAAAGCCAAAGCGGGCCAGCACAUCAACAUCGUUGCACUUGGCAUCAACAACGGCUGGUUCGAUUCAGAGAUCCAGGAGGCCGCGUAUGCGCUGUUCUCGCUGAACAAUACUUACCGGCCUCUCAUUUCAAAAACCCAAUACGACCUCUACACAGGCCGUUACGCAGAUUAUUGCCUUCCGGAAAUCCAACGAUGUGCAAAAAGUGGCGACAAUAUGGACUGCUCGAACGCUCAGAGAACAUGCUAUUACACCAUUGAAGGACCACUGUAUAGUGCUGGCCCGGAUCAUGAUGUAUAUGACGUUCGCGCUCCCAGCAACAACACUGAACCUCCACCGAAUUAUAUCAAGUACCUACAGUCUUCGGCUGUUAUGAAGGCGAUUGGGGCAAAGAGUACAUAUCAAGAGUGUCCGGAUGCACCAUACAACAAGUUCCAAACUACAGGCGACGAGGCACGCUCGUUCCUUGCACAGUUGGGCGAAGUCGUCUCUUCAGGGGUAGCGACUCUGAUCUGGGCAGGGGACGCUGAUUGGAUGUGCAACUGGUUUGGCGUUCUCGACGUGGCCAACUCCAUCCCGCAUCCCGGCCAGCAAGAGUUCGCCGCGAAGCCUCUGACGCCUUACACCGUCAACGGAAAGGUGAAGGGGUCGUUCAAGGCACAGCAGAACUUGUCGUUCCUGAGGGUCUUUGAUGCGGGCCACCUCGUCAUGUAUUACCAACCUGAACUUGCGCUUCAGGCAUUUAUACAGACGAUGAGGAGAGAUGCGAUUGAAUCAACGUAAUUCAACGUGUCCAGUCCUACAGUUAGAACGCCCAAAUGCAUGUAUUGAUUCCAACGCAUCUCUCAAUAUUCACUUCCAUCAACACCUAAGCCAUGUCGGGCUAUAUAUGGGUACGGCCCGACCCAGAAUUCCCCUGUGGCUUCUGACUGGUUCCCGAUCGGCGCAAACUAGCUUCAGCUCCUUCAAGCAGGUCGUCCACCCAGAAUUGCCGUCUGUAUCCGUCAGCGGGGUUGCCAGUCCGGGCUGGAGUUGAACAGACAACUACAACUCCGAGCUCGGUUACAUGAGUGGAGUUUGAGGUCAAGUGUUCAGCUUCAUGCGGCAUGUUACAAGCUUCUCCGCAGU
Westerdykella ornata is the source of this 1977-nucleotide messenger RNA. RefSeq names its product putative carboxypeptidase S1. Lineage: Eukaryota; Fungi; Ascomycota; Dothideomycetes; Pleosporales; Sporormiaceae. Bases 208 to 1632 code for a protein of 474 amino acids. Gene Ontology annotation, molecular function: serine-type carboxypeptidase activity. Gene Ontology annotation, biological process: proteolysis. The transcript has 5 exons. The record is from RefSeq and is a predicted model, not a curated record. Gene Ontology annotation, cellular component: fungal-type vacuole.